This is a messenger RNA of Daucus carota subsp. sativus, 1856 nucleotides long. RefSeq names its product protein DETOXIFICATION 27. The record is from RefSeq and is a predicted model, not a curated record. Bases 136 to 1359 code for a protein of 407 amino acids. Gene Ontology annotation, molecular function: xenobiotic transmembrane transporter activity; antiporter activity. The transcript has 8 exons. Gene Ontology annotation, cellular component: membrane. Lineage: Eukaryota; Viridiplantae; Streptophyta; Magnoliopsida; Apiales; Apiaceae. Gene Ontology annotation, biological process: xenobiotic detoxification by transmembrane export across the plasma membrane.
CAUUUUCCUUAGAUCCCACCUUAUUCCAAAAAAUUUAUGUGGCCUCUGUUCAUAUUACACUUAUAUUAACACAAACAAAUUUACAUCUGCACCUCUCAUUCUUGCUUGUACCAGAAAAGAGGAGUGAAAAUAAACAUGGAGGAAGGGAAAGCUGAAAAUCUGACAGAGAGCUUGCUAGGAGAAGAAGCAAGAAGUGUAGGGGAAGUUGGCAUAAAAUGGACAAGUGUUGAGCUGUGGAAAGAAGAGUCCAAGAAGCUAUGGCACAUAGCUGGUCCUUCUAUUUUUACCAGGGUCACAUCCUACAGCAUGAAUAUUGUUACUCAAGCUUUUGCUGGUCACCUUGGUGACCUUGAGCUUGCUUCCAUUUCCAUUGGCAACACUGUUGUUCUUGGUUUCAAUUUUGGACUCAUUUUAGGAAUGGCAAGUGCAUUAGAGACUCUCUGUGGUCAAGCUUUUGGAGCAAAAAAGCACCACAUGUUGGGAAUAUACCUACAAAGAUCAUGGAUUGUUCUCUUCUUCUGUUGUGUCUUGUUGUUGCCGAUAUAUAUAUUUACUACCCCGCUGCUUAAGCUCCUAGGCCAACCAGAUGAUAUCGCGGAGCAAACUGGAAUAGUGGCUUUGUGGUUUAUUCCCAUGCAUUUUAGCUUUGGAUUUCUCUUGCCUAUGCAGAGGUUCUUGCAGAGCCAGAUUAAGGUCGGGGUGAUGGCAUGGGUUUCACUUGCUGUUUUCCUGAUCCACGCUGUCAUGAGUUGGAUUUUUGUGUACCAAUUUAAGUUAGGGGUGAUUGGAAUAGCUCUUGCAUUGGGUAUAGCAAAUUGGCUUAUUUUUUUCGGGUUACUCUGGUAUGUUAUUCGAGGUGGCUGUCCUCAGACAUGGACUGGUUUGUCACUGGAAGCUUUUUCUGGUAUCUGGGACUUCUUUAAACUUUCUGCGGCUUCUGGUGUCAUGCUCUGCUUGGAGAACUGGUACUUCAGAAUACUGAUAUUGAUGACUGGUUAUCUUAAGGAUGCCACUGUGGCUGUGGAUGCAUUGUCUAUCUGCAUGAAUGUCAAUGGCUGGGAAAUGAUGAUUCCGUUUGCUUUUUUUGCUGCAACAGGAGUAAGGGUUGCAAAUGAGUUGGGUGCAGGAAAUGGAAAAGCAGCCAAAUUUGCCACAGUUGUUUCCGUCUGCCAAUCAAGCAUGAUCGGCAGCCUAUUUUCCAUAAUUUUGCUGGUAUUACAUGACAAAUUCGCAUUGAUAUUCACCACUAGCUCUCAAGUCCUAGAAGCAGUUGAUAAGUUGUCAUACCUUCUUGCUAUUACCAUUCUUCUGAACAGUAUUCAACCUGUAUUAUCUGGGGUGGCAGUAGGAGCAGGGUGACAAUCAAAGGUUGCAUAUGUUAAUUUGGGUUGCUACUACCUUGUUGGCAUUCCUCUUGGAAUUGUUUUCGGCUGGACUUUUAAUUAUGGCGUUGAGGGAAUGUGGGGAGGGAUGAUAAUUGGUGGAACAGCCAUGCAGACUGUUGUAUUAGUUAUAAUGACACUGCAAUGCAACUGGGAAAAGGAGGCUGAAAAAGCUGUAAUGCAUGUCCAGAAGUGGUCAUCAGCUCAUACUAAUCCAACUGAUGAGCAGUCCUAGAUUGAAUUUUUUUUAAUUUUUUUACAAAUAAUGUUGAUUUCAAUCAAGUGGCUUGUUAAUGCAUAGCAUCCCAAUGAGGACACUUCCUCCUCUUCUCUGCGAAGUGGACUUGGUUAAGGGAUUUUGCAUUUGGAACAUUAUGAAUUGAGUAGUCAAGGUGGCACAGGGACACCACCUUGUACGUACUCUUGAUUUCAAUCAUGCCAUUAAAUGAAAGUUGUCCAGAAAAUUCAACCUGA